UGGUGAUGCCUCAGCAAAGCACUCAGCCGUUCACUUCAGAGUUGGUUCAUACGAGGUGGGGUGCUGCAGUUUCAGUGCCAGUCUCUGAUAGUGAUCGGUUUCCUGUAGUGUUUUGUUUGGCUGUACUCUGACUGCAACAUGGGGCUGCUUGAUAACAUUUUGUUAUGGAACAUGAUGGCUGCGUUAAUCCUCCUGGGUCAAACAAUGCCAAAUAUGAAGCUCAAUUUGCAGUCAAGCAGUGGUUUAAGGGCCGACUGUGUGGGUAAUCUAAUGAGGCUGUCGUUAGACAAGGCUUUAGCAGUGGGGAACCAGCUUGAGGUGGAGGCCAUCAAUUGCACCCAGCACAUUUUGAUAACCCCCAGCUUGGCUGCUCAGUGUGGAUACAGCAUGGAGUCUGACCCGUGGGGUAACACCAGAAUCUACACAUCUCUGUUGGGCUGCUAUGUGAACAACAAAGAAGAUACAUUUAAUGUUGGCUUGAGACUCCGAAUGUACAGCAAGAGUCAAUCAACUGUGAUUAGUCAUAAUGUGACGCAGACUUGCAGCUACACUCGGUGGGCCUCCAGAGAGAUUCUCUGCGAUAGGAACUAUAUGGAGGUGUCAAACCGCUUGGCUACACCUAAUGCUAAAGGAUGGACUCAGGAUGUUAAAGGCCACUCCAAGAUCAGCACCAUUCCUGAUGCCUCGGAAGCACUUGGUAUCUGGAAGGUAACGAUUAACACCCCACAGCCAGUGACAAUGGCGCUGAGGGAGGCUCAACAAGCUGGCUACGGUGCCAUGGCUACCUCAACCCGUCUGGUUAUGCGAAGCCCGUACAAUACAGCGGGGACUUAUUCUGAGGAUGUGGCUGGAGUCCCCAUGCAAGUUUUCAAGGUCAGCGCUUACUACAAGGCAAAACUGGGUCAGAGUGUGGUGAACCUGGCAGCUGCUUGUCCCACAGGUGGCAUCCUCUUUACAAACGAUGUAAUCUCUUGGCACGUACCUCGCCGUGUUACCCCUUUGGUAGAUGUCAAGUUUAAAAUCCUAGAAAUGUACAUGGGCAUCAACGGGCAGAGGCUGGAUAAAUCUCAGAUGGCAGCACGGGGGUACACACUAUACACCACAGACUUGCACAUCGUCAUUGAGAUCCCAGUGGGCUCGCCUGAUGGUUACUACAAGAGCCAUGCCCCAGAUUACCAGUACCACAUCACCUACAUCGUGGAGCCCAUGCUUGAGGUACUGUGGAGGACUAACUCUAAAGAUGAUACUAAAUACAAGGUUUUGUUCCCUAUUACCACCCCUCUAAUGCCUCGACUUCCCCACGUCCAAGACACUACUGUUUCAGAGACUCGCAUGUUCAGCGUUUACUUGGGGACCUUCCUUCAUGAUGUGCAGCUGAGGAACAUUACCUUUUCCACUGGGGUUCUCACUAUUGAGGAGUGCAGUGCCAGAGACUUCAUCGUCCAGGAGCACCACUUCCCCAAUGGAACCAAGGGCUUAUCUUUACUCGUGCCCUUUGGUGAUGAUGUUGUCCUGAAACAUAAUCCUGAACGCUUGGUUACAGUCUAUUCGCUCCACCUGAUCUUUGGGUUAAUCAUACUGCCUGAAGAAAUUCCAUUUGCCCACCCAGUGGAGUUGCAGGCAUCUCUGCAGGAUGUUGUGCUACCUAUUAUUUCUGGUACCUGUGACCAGAACAUGUUUUACAUCCACGUGAAAUACGGGAGUCAAGGCACCAAUUUCCAGGCCAUGGUUGGACCUCGACAGCUGACACCUGAGGUUGCCGAGGAAUACCAUUUCCAAGAAAACGGCACCCACCUCAGCCUCAUACUGCCAUACGCUGCCAAGGACACCGCGUUUGAGCUGUUUACCUCAGGCUCAGUCAGAGCCAGAGUUGACCUGCUUCUGUUGGAUAUUAUCAACAACUGGGUGCUUGCUGAUUACUUUCUGGCAUGUGACUUCCCCCUAACAACAACUGCGUGCUACCCCAAUGGAACAAUGAACGCUUUGGCAGUAAAGGUGGAGUCGGUGCCCAAUCUCGUGCCAAGCCAGCUUACUCUAAAGGACAAGUCCUGCAAACCAGUGUUCAGUGACUUUCGCUUAGCAUAUUUCUCUUUCAGUGUUGAUUCCUGUGGGACCACUAGAAGAUUCUUUGACCACUACAUGGUGUAUGAAAAUGAGAUUACCCUGUCCUACAACAAAGGAGUAGCCUAUGCAUCACCAAUUGAUCCAGAGUACAGGCAAACCAUUUCCUGCUACUAUGUGAUCAAUGCAACUCAGAGUGUUGCAUUCAGCUCUACACAUAGAAGCUUUGACCCCACAGCAGAGAUCGGCUUAGGGCAGCUGAUAGUGCACAUGAGGCUAUCCCAAGAUUCAUCAUAUCAUCAUUUCUACCAAGCAGAAGACUAUCCAGUAGAGAAAUAUCUGAGGCAGCCUCUGUAUUUUGAUGUAGAACUGAUAGAGUCUACUGACCCACAGUUGGAGCUCAUCCUGGAAAACUGUUGGGCCACCCUUCACAAUAACCGGACAUCUCUGCCAAGCUGGGACAUUAUUGUGGACAGCUGUGAGAAUGGUGAUGAGACCAUGUUCCAUCCUGUUGUGAGUGAUGCCAAAGUUUUGGUCCCAUCACACAUAAAACGCUUUUCUGUGAAGAUGUUCACCUUCACUAAAGAUGAAGAGGUUCUGAAAGACGAGAUUUAUGUCCACUGUGAUGCAGUGAUUUGUGACACAAAUAGCCAAGCAGAUGGUUCCUGCAGAGGCCAGUGUGUGCAUCCUACUGGCCUGGGUAAUGCUAAACAUCAAGGAAGAAAAGGACUGAAAAGGGAGCGCCGCACAGACACCACCCACCAAAGGCAGAUCUCCUCUGGGCUGAUUUUUCUUCAAAACACUGUCAAACCUCAAAUAAAAACAGAAGUUUCUUAAA
Molecule: messenger RNA, 2899 nt
Organism: Perca flavescens (yellow perch)
Lineage: Eukaryota; Metazoa; Chordata; Actinopteri; Perciformes; Percidae
Gene: zpax1
Product: zona pellucida protein AX 1
Exons: 21
Coding region: 139-2898 (919 amino acids)
Source: RefSeq, a predicted model, not a curated record